AUGAACUCCGUAGCAUCCGUGGACGACAAUAUUAAGGGGAAUGAGGAUAAAAACAUGGUAGUGGAUAAGGGCGGCCAUGGGGAAACAGGCCAAUGUGGUGAGGAGAACGAUCAGAAGGGGCCAGAGAGCGCACCGACAAAACCAGUGGCUGCCAAAGAAGAGCUUGACGAUUUUGGCCUGCCGGUUAGGCCGCGAAGAUCAACUCUAGCAGCGAGAUCCGUGUCAACGCAUAGUGUACCCUCCGGCCCUCCAGAUAGGCUGAAUACACCUCCAGACUCAGGUAUCUCAAAGCCCAUGGUCAGAUCAGUAUCUGUGCCUCUUGAGGCGCCGAAACAAAAGGCAACUGAUUCACCCGCUGAAGAACCUGGAUCAGAUGUAAAUCAUCGUGAUGCCUGCACAGGCUUAUCAGAGACACAAGAGACUGGCACUUCCACAAAACCCAGUGAUCCCAAGCCACCCCAUGAGGCGCAUUCAAAAGAUGUAUCGGAGUGGUCACAUCAGAAGGUAACAACAAAAGACGACUCUGAAGAAGAAGAGGAGGAGGAUACAUGGCAAGCUAUGCCAGCCCUAGGGGAAUUUGAUGUUUACGAUGAUUAUGGAAGAAUUGUGGCUCGCGGUGCCAAAGAUGAUGAUGAUACAGUUUAUCAAGGGUUAGGGGGGGCUGGGAAGGGAUAUACCCGGAUUCAAAUUGACGAAGAUGCACAGUCUGCAACAAGUAUGGAUGAAAAUACGAAUUACUUGUUCAAGGAACCCCAAAGUAAUGCUCUUGGUGUUGAAGACGAUGAUCUACGCGACCCAACCUCACAAUUAGAAGCAACAAAAGAUUUGCUUACUGAAGGCCAGCGAAUCGCGUAUGUUGGAGCUACAAGAUUAACUAUUUUCCAAAUGGUUAAGCAAGUGGAAUCAUACGAGUCAUCGUCAAAAACGACGCGCAAAUUCUUAAGCACUGCAGUAGAUUCAAUGACGAAAUGGGGCCAACAAAUUAUGAUCCGGCUAUACGGGCAUAUGGAAAUUAACUCCGAUGAACAGGUGAUGAUUGAACAACUGGCUGAACAUGGGGUUCGGCCAGAGGACCUGGUUUCUCCACUGAUGCAGAAUGCUCGUGUUAAGAAUCCCCUUGCCGGGGAAUUUGAAUCCAGCCCCAAAGAAUCAGUUGAUGAGUCUGUCGCGGACGUUGACAAUAAGACAUCAAAGCUCUCAGAUGAGCCGUCACGAUUACCCACGCCUCCACCGCCUUAUGAGUAUAACGACAGUAAUGAAAUACCAGAAAUCCAAUCAUCCUUCGAAAUUGAACAGUCUAAAGAUCUAGAUAUAGAUCUUCGAUGGACUGUACUUUGUGACCUGUUUCUCGUUCUUAUCGCCGAUGCAACGUACGAUGCCAGGUCUAGAAAGCUACUUGAAUUAGUUGGAGAGUCCAUGCAUGUUUCCUGGAAUCAAAUCUGCCGAUUUGAGAAACGCAUUAUUGAUGCUUUAGAAAUGCAACAAGAAGCUAGCAAGGAGACAUGGGAUGAAGCACAGCAUUUGGAAUCGCGAAGGAAGGCUGCUUUGAAGCAACGGUAUCUGAUAAUGGGCUUAGCAACGGUUGGAGGCGGCCUGGUAAUUGGCCUCUCAGCUGGGCUUCUUGCACCUGUCAUUGGUGCCGGCCUUGCUGCUGGCUUUACAACUAUUGGAGUCGGCGGUACGAGUGCCUUCCUUGGCGGAGUUGGUGGAACGGCCCUGAUAACCUCCGGCGCAACCGUUGCCGGGAGUACCAUUGGGAUUAAGGCCUCCAAUAGAAGGACGGGCGCUGUCAAAACAUUUGAGUAUCGCCCGUUACACAACAACAAACGACUCAAUCUUAUUGUGACAGUCUCGGGAUGGAUGAAUGGCAAGGUCGAUGACAUCCGGCUACCAUUUAGUACUGUGGAUCCUAUCAUGGGCGACAUUUACUCUGUUCUGUGGGAGCCCGAGAUGCUGCAAAGUACGGGACAGACCAUCAACAUCCUUGCUACUGAGGCUCUUACACAAGGUCUUCAACAAGUCCUAGGUGCCACGAUUCUCACAGCUUUGAUGGCAUCGCUACAAUUGCCUAUUGUUCUAACUAAGCUAUCGUAUCUGAUUGACAAUCCCUGGAACGUGUCACUCGCCCGUGCAAAUGCUGCUGGGUUAAUCCUGGCUGAUUCUUUGAUAAAUAAGAACUUGGGCAAUAGACCCAUCACCCUCCUUGGAUUCUCACUGGGAUCACGCUUGAUAUUUUCCUGUCUGAAGGAGCUUGCAAAUAAAGGUGCAUUUGGACUGGUCCAAAACGUAUAUCUAUUUGGUUCUCCUGUCGUCGUAUCCAAGGACGAGUAUACCAGGGCCCGAAGCGUUGUAUCCGGGAGGUUUGUGAAUGGUUAUUCUUCGAAUGACUGGAUUCUCGGUUAUCUUUUCCGGGCAACCAGCGGUGGAAUUAUGCGUGUAGCUGGACUCGCCCCUGUCGAAGGUGUUCCUGAGAUUGAAAAUGUCAACGUUACACAUCUAGUCAGCGGCCACAUGGCUUACCGUACCGCAAUGCCUCGACUGCUACGAGAGGUUGGAUGGGAUGUAGAAAGCGACGAGUUUACUGAAAUCGAAGACCCUGAUCCAGAAAAGCACGAAGAGCGGCAGCGUGAAUUAAUGCGGGAGAUAGACGAAGCUCGCAGACAAGCCGAGUUGAAGCCGGACAAGAAGAGAUUUGGCUUCUUCAAGAGCGGGAAGCUUGCUCAAAAGAAACGGUGGGAAACUUAUGAUGUGAACAAGAAUGCAAAAGAGCCGAGCUCAUCUGGAAAGCCGGGCGAUGCGGACAGCUCUGUUCUCUUUGAUAUUGAUGCCAUCAGAGCUGAGCUUGCAGGCGAACAAAUUGAGAUCAAGCAGUUGGAGUCUACGCUGCCUCCCAUUAACCUUGAUCGAAGCAAUGAGCCAUCUACCCCUGCAAACACACAGGCAGAUUCAACACCAAAACUGGCAGCAGAGAAUAUGGCAAAUAAAGACGGAGAUAUUAAGCAAUCCCCUAACGUCUCUCAAGUCUUGUCUCCCGCGUCUAAUAACUCAUCAGCCUCAUUGGAAAACAAGAACCAGUCAAAAUUUACUACACAUUCAUGGCCUGCUCGAGAGGAGGAAAUUGAAAUGACUUUUGAUACCUCCUACAGCUCACCGGUCACCUCCCCUGCUCAGAAAUUUGAAUAUGACUCUCCAGGAUGUCCCACGAUCUCCUCGCCUAACAGCAGCCAUGGCCUCUCAGGCAUCAAUCCCUCUCAUAAUGCUUGGGCCGACCAGCAUGAUGAUUAUACCGAACCCAACAUAAAGAUGACGUUCCAAUGA
Molecule: messenger RNA, 3318 nt
Organism: Nannizzia gypsea CBS 118893
Lineage: Eukaryota; Fungi; Ascomycota; Eurotiomycetes; Onygenales; Arthrodermataceae
Product: transmembrane and coiled-coil domain-containing protein 4
Exons: 2
Coding region: 1-3318 (1105 amino acids)
Source: RefSeq, a predicted model, not a curated record